AUGUCUACACCUUCGACGGGACAAGAACCAUUGCGUGGGGCAGCUGCCGCGCCGGUGCGCCGUUGGGUCACCGGUAGUACUGGUGCAGCAGCAGUUCCUGGCGCAGCAGGUCCUGCGGCCUGCACAAAGAUAAUCUUCCGGGUGCUUGGGCUGCUUCAUUUUUUCGACGGGCGUGGUGGUCUAUUCGCGCCAGCGUGGCACCAAAGUAAAAGAACCAACAGCAUUUUUCUAGCCGUGCAGGGUUUGCAGCUGGAGAAGUUGUUCUUGAAGCGGUCCGCUUCCUCUUCGUCCGCUCCGCCCGGUGGGGUCCACUUGUGUACUCGUUUUUCGGGCACGCCACAUCAAGCAGUAGCAGAACGAGCAGGACUACAGCUUCUUCACACGGCCGCAGGCACACCAGUAGCUGGGGAACAUCUUCAAGCUGCAGGAGAAUCGGAUACCGCUUCUCAAGAACCGAUUUCCUCGGGAAGAAGUGCUGCAGUAGCUGCAGUCCCAGGAGAAGAGCUACAAGGUCCGUCUGCAGCUCCGUGGUGCGAAGAUCUUCAAGAUGAUGCCACGGCGGGCGUCCGCAUCUCCUUUUUAUCCCUAAAGCAGCGUACACAACUCCCAAUCCUAAACCUCAACGGCGACACAAUCAGUCACGUGUCUCUGCCGGUGGAGAGCAUGGAUAAUUUCCGAAAGGAGUUUUUCGAAAAUUAUCUCUUGGGCCGCGCAGAUGAAGUUGCGAGGACAACAGGACGAGAUCAUACUGCUGGCUAUGCAGGCGCCGGUGGUACAGGUACUAGUGGGACUACUGCAAUAAAAGGAAAUGUGGGCCAC
Amoebophrya sp. A120 is the source of this 819-nucleotide messenger RNA. Lineage: Eukaryota; Dinophyceae; Syndiniales; Amoebophryaceae. The record is from the annotation of a GenBank genome assembly.